AUGUGCAUCAAGUCAGCGGUGGCCCUGAACGCAGCGUGCGCGGCGGCGGGCACGCGCCCCGCUCCAAGGUCGGUUGGGACAAGAGCGCUCCUGCUCGGCCGCAGACUGCCCGAGCCCUCGUCAUGCGGAGGCCGCGCCCUUCGCGCUGACGGGCCGCGAUUCCGCCGGGCGGCCGUCGCGACGCGCGCGUCCGGCGACGGUCCCGCGGGCGCGUCUCCCGCGGAGGUGGACGCCGCGACGGGCCUCCCGAUCCGCCGCACGAAGGUCUGCAUCAUCGGCGGGGGUCCCUCGGGGCACACCGCGGCUAUUUACGCCGCGCGCGCCAACCUCAACCCUGUCAUGCUGGAGGGCUUCAUGGCCGAGGACGUGCCGCCCGGGGGGCAGCUGACGAUGACGACGCUCGUCGAGAACUUCCCAGGCUUCCCCGAGGGGGUGAUGGGCCCGGACCUGAUGGCCAUGUGCCGCGCCCAGAGCGUGCGCGUGGGCGUCGAGAUCUUCACCGAGACCGCCAACCCCGUCGACUUCUCCUGCCACCCGUUCCGCUGCCAGACCGACAGCCAGGUCAUCCUCGCGGACGCGGUCAUCAUCUCCACGGGCGCCCACGCGCGCCGCCUGCACUUCCCGGGUGCCGACGACAUGUGGAUGCGGGGGAUCAGCGCAUGCGCGGUGUGCGACGGCCCAAACCCCGUGUACCGCAACCAGCCGCUCGCGGUCAUCGGCGGCGGCGACACCGCGCUGGAGUACGCGCUCCUGCUCGCGAAGUACGGCGCGUCCGUCGACGUCUUCGUGCAGCUGCCGAAACUCAACGCGUCCGCGGCGAUGGUCGGCAAGGCGCAGCGCGAGCCGAAGAUCCGGUUCCACUUCAACGCCGAGGUGGUGGAGGCGCUCCCGGACGACGCCGGGGACCUGCGGGCGCUGCGCGUGCGCGACGGCGACGGCGAGCGCGAGAUGCCGUGCAUCGGCCUGUGGUUCGCCAUCGGCCACGAGCCCGCGACGGACUUCGUGCGCGGGCAGCUGGAGCUGGACCGCCUCGGGUACAUCGUGACGCCCCCGGGGAGCACCGCGACGAGCGUGCCGGGGGUGUUUGCUGCGGGGGACGUGCAGGACAGGCGGUGGCGGCAGGCGAUCACGGCGGCGGGGACGGGGUGCAUGGCGGCGCUGGAGGCGCAGCACCUGCUCGAGCACGUCGAGUACCUGCGCGCGCACAACGACGAGGAGCACCACCCGCAGGCUGGGACGCUCACGCUCGACGACAUGUACCUGGAGGCGCGGAAAGGACUCGAGGCGUUCGACCCGCUCGUGGAGCAGGGGCUCGAGUAG
Messenger RNA from Pedinophyceae sp. YPF-701, 1320 nucleotides. NCBI's taxonomy places the organism in Eukaryota, Viridiplantae, Chlorophyta, Pedinophyceae. The record is from the annotation of a GenBank genome assembly.